GUUGAGGCUGCGACCAAAAUUACGACUGGCCUAAAAGAAUGCAAAAACGCACUCGCAACUACAAGCAUCAAAGAGCGUUGGUUCGCAUAUUUUUCGUAAGGCGAAGACGACGAGAAGCUAGAGAGGGCAAAUACAAGAGCAUCGCUAACUUGUAUCGCCCCAUGGUGCCCGGCUUCCUGCUGCAAAGAAAAAAUAACUUUUCGUCCUGCUAUAUCUUUGCUCACUUGACAAGAAGCCUGUGACUAUUUUCGCACAAAAAUAAAGAAAAAACACGGAACAAACUAAUGCGAAUCAUGACAUCCUCGAAAAAUCCUGCCCUUGUCCGCCCAGCGCGGCAAGGACGGCUGAAACUUCGAAAACGGAAACCAGAUUGAAUCUGAGGAUCAGCAGACCAGGCCACACCUACUUCAUCUCCCGCCACCGACGCGCGACUCGACGAUGGCCAUGAGCCUCACCGGCAAUCAAGGCAGCACUUCUGCCCCGCAUCUUUCCGGCGACCAGAAUUACGGCGCCACGACGACUUCCGUCAACAUGGGCGGUGCCAGCGAUGGAGGUAACGAUCACCAGGCAGGAGGUGAAAAUUCCUCAACGGACUACGUCAUCCCCGGUGAAAUCACGGUGAAACAGAAGGCCAUUCUCGCCGGGGCUCUGUUCAUGAAAGGCGGCCUGCUCGGGGCGUUCAUUCCUUUUGUCGCCUUGUGGACCCAUUUGCACGGCUACACCCCGACGCAGGUCGGUUUCAUGGCGGCUGCGGAUAUUUGCUUCAGCAUCCUGCUCGUGCCACUUUUUGGAGGGAUACUAGAUACCUGGAAGUGCCAUAAUUGGGGACUGGUAUAGUUUUUUCAUACAACUUCCAGUCUUUGAUGGCGUUGCAACAUGAUGUGAUGCCACAGCGCCUGCCCCGCGUGAUUUUGUUUGACACAACGCAAUACAAAACAAACACAAGAAAGGUUAUCGCCAUGUCCGCAACCGGCGCCCUCAAAUUCCUCUACAUCGUGUUUGCGGAUUCCUUUUGGAUGCUUCUGUUCCUGACCGCUUUGACUGCGCCGUGCCUGAAAGGGUGCAACUCAGUUCUCGACGCACAGUGCUUGUAUGCGUUCAAGGACAAGGCACAGUUUGGACAGGUAUAGUAUAAAGAAGUUCGCUGUAUAAUUCUGCAUCUGGAAAGAACUCCCCCCGAGAUUUUGGUUUUGCAAUGCUGUGAUAUAUGUAUUCUGCUCGGGCUCCGCUCCCCCCGAGAUUUUGGUUUUGCAAUGAUGUGACUAUCACAUUGCAGCAUCGAGGUCUUCGUCUUGUUGUAAAAAUAACUAAGCUAAACUCCAUUUGUAUCAGGUUCGUCUCUUCGGGAAUUUCGGGUUUGGGAUUCUCGCCGCCCUGACCGGCUUGUUCGUCGCCGCAGGCACUUCUGAAGCCGCCCCGUACGAACGAGUGGAUAAGGUUUUCGUCGCAUUCGCCGUGAUCUGCUUCGCAUCCAGCGUGUACUGGGCCAUCAUGCACAAAUACGUAAAAAACGUGACGCCCGACGCAGAUCGGUUGUUGCGGGAGCGCUCAAUCUACGCGGAGUUCAAAGCACUGGUGGCGCAAAUCUGGAACACCGAAGGCUGUCCAAGGUAUACUAGUAGAGACAGCACUAGUAAAAGGGUGUACAAGUACAACUUAGUAGUUUGAGAUUAUGGUUGUAGAACUGCAUCUCAGCGAAUGUUGCACCAGUCAAAAAUUUUCAUUUUGCGUACAGCGUACUACAGUCAUAGUCAACAUCAACUUGCAUAAGUUUAAAUUGUAUUUCACAAAACCUCACUUUCUCUCAGAGUCGUGUGCGCCCUGUUUAUUCUGGGUUGUCAGCUCGGCAUCAUCGGCGCUUACGAGUUCAUCAUGCUCUCUGAGCUCAACGCUGGCGUGGACUUCAUGGGCGCGUGCAGGCUGUUCGGCAUGAUCUUCGAGAUACCGGUGUGGAUUUACGGCAUGCAGUUGGUGGACCAGAUUUCGCUACCGAACGCGCAGAUUCUCUUCUUGUGUGUCAACUCCAUCAGACUGUACUGGUACGGCGUAUAUCAAAUGUAAAAAUGUCUGGGUCUGGAACAUUCUAAGUAAAACUUGUGAUGCUGUCUCUGGAUUCUGAAAAAAUUUGUAUUGCAUGACCAGCAAGAGGACUCCAGUUUGUGCUACGCGGAGAGGGUAUUUCUCAUGCUGUAGAGGUAUCGCAAAGCGCUCUAAAAAUCUGUGAUGCUACGGCAUGCAUCACAGACAUCAUGGGUCAUGGAAAAUAUGCAUGACAAAUCCAGAAAUCUCCCAGACCCAGACAUUUUUGCAUUCCAUAGCGUACUGACGCAACCCAUGGAGGCGAUGUACGCCGAGGUAAUGGUAUCCUGAGUAAAAACAUCCCCACACCAGAGUCAAGAUGGGGAUUUUGCAACACACACCUAGAACUUUUGGGGGUCACGCAUCACAAGUUGCAGUCCGUAGUGCAGUGCAGGUGCGCAAGGCCAGCUGCAUCAGAAAUCCAUCUGCUCAUCCUGUUUACAGCAUUACAAAUUCCAAAACACGACUAAAAAUGCCUUUCCUGGCGAUGCGCAUUACAAAUGUUCCUGUCCUUGCAAAUCUGCAUGACAACUCUGGUGUGGGGACGUUUUUACUCAGGAUAAAUGGCGGGAUUUUCCUUCGCGUUUCCGUACCUCUCGAUAACCGUCUACAUCGGGAGGCAGUUCGCGGAAGGUCGGAAAGCGUCCAUGCAGUCGAUAUUGCACUCCACCUUUACGGGUCUCGGGACCGGCAUGGGAUCCGUCCUCGGCGGCUUCCUCAUCGACGCGGCGUUUGGUGGAAACAUCCAGGCGCUCUUUCGCUACUUCGCGGGCGCGACUUUUCUCAUCGCGAUCGUGUUCGGGUUCUACGACAAUUUGCACGCUAUAGUAGCGGAGUUCACGGCGAAAGCAGCCGUAGUGCAGCAGUCGAUAAAUUCCAGUCGGGGUGGCACCGCGUCAGCUACAACUGGUGGUGCGACGGGCGGGCAGCCGGUCGCGAGUCCGGAUGUGGGGACGAAAAAUAAAGGAUUUUUGGACGGACCGGCCGUGAAGACUCCCUCGGCAUCUUUCUCCAGAGGAGACACGGAAGAGAGGACUACCCUCGCAUCCGCUUCCACUGGGGCAAUCAUGGAUGACGGGCUAGAUCCGAGUGCGAUUUCGCUCAGUGUGGAGCAUCCUAGCGCGGGUGGGAGGAGCGCGUCGACUGGACCGAAUGCGGUGUGAUCAAACUUGUUGGAGAAGAUUGAUCAAACUUGAGCUUCGCCCCACUCGCCGAGGACACAAACAGCAGGAAAGGUUGUCUUGCUUUCGCCAAAAGCUGCAAACUUUCCCUGGGCUAGCACGCGCCGCGCUUGCAGAAUUCAUUCGCAGAACUUCAACUUUCGCAUCCUCCCUCGCGGUCAUGAGCAUGAUGCAGCAGCUGAGCUCUGUGCAGAAAUCUUCAAUCGCAGCCGAUGAAGCUCCUGUGCUGUUGACCAGCGCUCUUAAUUAAGCACCAACGCGAACUUUUUUUGUAGCACACCCGCAAGCUGUCGUGGCAGAGCGACGAGCAAGUGCUACUUACUCACGACGACGUCCCUGAACCAAGUUGCUGGUGGUGAAGAAAGAAACAGACACUGAACGGCUCGUCCGUCGUGGUAAUCACGACGACGAUGCCUCAUGCUAGUAGAACUCGUACUGGUACUGCCUCUGCCACUCAUUAUCGAGAGAGCACGAACGGUGAAAACACGCGAUGUCUCACGACCGCGAGUCAAGACAACUCAAUAAAUCACGAUUUUUUUGUAAAAAAAGAUAAAGCACGCCAAAAGCACGUGGAGGCACACAACUGCAGCCGCAUGUCCACUCG
Molecule: messenger RNA, 3864 nt
Organism: Amoebophrya sp. A120
Lineage: Eukaryota; Dinophyceae; Syndiniales; Amoebophryaceae
Source: the annotation of a GenBank genome assembly